Molecule: messenger RNA, 5238 nt
Organism: Punica granatum (pomegranate)
Lineage: Eukaryota; Viridiplantae; Streptophyta; Magnoliopsida; Myrtales; Lythraceae
Source: RefSeq, a predicted model, not a curated record
AUAUAGACUUCCAGACAUGUAAGUGAGUAUUCACUUUUCGUCCAGCAGACUACAACAAGAAUUUGUCAGGCCGAGGGAAAGGAAACAUCAGAAUGUUCUGCACUGCAGCAGAUAUGGGGAACCUUAUUUUGUUCAUCUUUUUUUUCCCUUUUGUUAUCUCUCAACCGGUGGUUAGGUUUUUAGCUGUAGCGGACAUGUUGAGUCCAGGCCAGUCCAUCAGAGACGGGGACACAACAUUGGCUUCUUCAGGCCAAAUAUUUGAGCUCGGUUUCUUCUCUCCUGGAAAUUCCAAGAACAGGUACCUUGGAAUCUGGUACAAGAGCAUUCCCAGCACUGUUGCGUGGGUGGCCAAUCGGGAUGAUCCUCUCGCCGGCUUGAACGGGACCCUCACCUUUACCGGUAAGGGAAACCUUGUCCUUCUCAACCAAUCAAACAGUGCCAUUUGGUCUUCGAACUUGUCUAGGACAGUAAGGAACCCGAUCUUGCAGCUCCUAGACUCGGGAAACCUUGUCCUAAGAGACAGCAGCAGUGGGGAUCCUAAUGAUGGUUACCUGUGGCAGAGCUUUGAUUACCCCUCCGACACUCUAUUGCCCAGCAUGAAACUAGGAUGGAAUUUAUUGACUGGCUUUGAGAAACAUUUGACCUCAUGGAAGAGUUCCAGUGACCCUUCCCGUGGAGACUAUGUCUACAGGAUAAACAUUGAAGGGCUGCCCCAAGUAGAACUGGUCUCCACAGGGUCCACACCUGCCGUAAAGUACCGGACUGGCCCAUUUAAUGGGGUGCAGUUCAGUGGCGCUUCCCUCACGCCAAGCUUUGUUUCUAGGCCCAUAAUGGUAUAUAACGAGACAGAGGUAUAUUUCUGGUACGACUCUCUGAAGGCCGAGUACAUUACUCGGGUUACAGUGGAUAAUUCGGGCAUGGUUCAGCUUUUUGUGGCGAAGAGCAGGAGUACCACGUGGGAUCUCAUGUAUUCUCUCCCUAGUGAUCCAUGCGAUAACUAUGGUAAAUGCGGGCCCAACGGUAUUUGUAUGAUUAGUGAAGCUCCGAUUUGUCAGUGCCUUAAGGGAUUCGAACCAAGAUCAACUGAGAAGUGGCAAGUACUUAAUUGGUUGGAUGGUUGCAAGAGGAAAGUACAGAUGAAUUGUUCAGCUAGAGAGGAAGAAGGGUUUCUCAGGGUUGAUAGGGUGAAAUUGCCCGACUUGUUAGAGUUCUUUUUGGAUGAGAAUAUGAGUCUCGAGGACUGCAGGGUCGAGUGUCUAAAGAACUGUUCCUGCACAGCGUAUGCUAACUCAAAAAUUACAGGAGGAGGUAGUGGGUGCAUAAUGUGGUUCGGGGACCUAGUUGAUAUUCGAGAAUUCCAAGAUGGCAAAUAUAAGCAGGAUAUUUUCGUUCGACUUCCUGUUUCUGAACUUGAUUCGAUGCACAAUGCUUCAAAGAAGAUGAGGAGGAUGUUAACAAUUGGAGGGGUUUCUUUGGCCAUUCUUGUUCUGAUCAUGGCAACUCCGAUUACCUGUUACUUAAAUCAAAAGAGGCGGACGAAAAGUCAAGGAUCAAGAAGUGGGAACGGCGAUAUCGACCUCCCAUUAUUUGAUCUGGCUAAAAUUUCGCAUGCUACUGACAAUUUCUCUCAGACAAAUCUGAUUGGUCAAGGUGGCUUCGGACCUGUUUACAUGGGAAAAUUUGCAGAUGGACAAGAAAUAGCAGUAAAGAGGUUGCUGAGCACUUCAGGGCAAGGGGUUGAGGAGUUCAUGACCGAAGUAAUUUUGAUCGCCAAACUUCAGCACAAGAAUCUUGUCGGGCUUCUGGGCUGCUGCAUAGAGAGAGAAGAAAGAAUGCUAGUUUAUGAAUAUAUGCCCAAUAAAAGCCUGGAUCAUUUUAUCUUCGAAAAUGAUAGGAGCUACCUUUUAGGAUGGAAAAGACGGUUCGACAUUAUUGUUGGAAUUGGCCGUGGACUUCUAUACCUCCACCAGGACUCGAAACUUCAGAUCAUUCACAGAGAUCUCAAAACAAGCAAUAUCUUGUUAGAUGAGAACCUGAAUCCAAAGAUUUCAGACUUUGGCCUUGCGAGGAUCUUUGAAGGCGAUAAGAAAGAAGAAAGAACGAAACGCGUAAUUGGAACUUAUGGGUACAUGUCCCCUGAAUAUGCCAUCGAUGGGAAAUUCUCAGUGAAGUCCGAUGUCUAUAGCUUCGGUGUUCUCUUGUUAGAGAUAGUAAGCGGUAGAAAGAACAGAGGAUUCUGCCACCCGGAUCACCACCACAACCUGCUUGGACAUGCAUGGUUGCUAUGGAACGAAGACAGGGCCUUGGAACUCGUGGACCGAUCUUUGUAUGAUUCAUUAAUUGAAUAUCAAGUCAAGAGAUGCAUUCACGUUGGAUUGUUAUGUGUACAAAAAUUCCCUGAAGACAGGCCAACAAUGUCCUUUGUUGUCUCCAUGUUAGUAACCGAAGGAGCGAUCCUAUCCCAACCUAAACAGCCUGGUUUUUUCAUGGAAAGAAGUACAUCGAACUCACAUUCAAGUUCAGCUGGUGGAGAAGUCUACACAUGCAAUGCUGUUACGAUCACGAAUCCUGUAGGUCGCUUAUGGAAUGAUACUCUGAUGAAAUCAAGAGGUAAUUACUUUUCAUCCAACAGGUUUACCACAAGAAUUUGUCAGGCCAAGGGAAAGGAAACGUCGGAUUUUUCUUUUUUCUUGGCAUCAGAGAUGGGGAACCUUGUCUUUUUUAUCUUAUGUUUCCCUUUUGUUAUCAUUCCAUCUGUGGUUAGUUUUGCAGCCGGAGCAGACACGUUGAGCUCUGGACAGUCCAUCAGAGACGGGGAGACGACAUUGAUUUCUUCGGACCAAAGAUUCGAGCUCGGUUUCUUCUCUCCUGGAAAUUCCAAAAACAGGUACUACAUAGGAAUCUGGUACAAGAGUAUUCCGGACACAGUUUUGUGGGUCGCGAAUAGGGAUGAUCCUCUCACUAGCUCUGAUGGUGCAUUAACCUUUGCCGAUGAAGGAAACCUUGUCCUUCUCAACCAAUGGAACGGUAUUAUUUGGUCUUCCAACUUGUCUAGGACAGUAAGUAACCCUAUUUUGAAGCUUCUUGACUCGGGAAACCUUGUCCUAAGAGAAAACAGCAGUGAGAAUCCUAGUGAUGGUUACCUGUGGCAGAGCUUUGAUUACCCAUCCGACACUCUAUUGCCUGGCAUGAAACUAGGAUGGAACUUGUUGACGGGCCUUGAGACACAUUUGACCUCAUGGAAGAGUUCUGAUGACCCUUCCAGUGGAGACUAUGUCUACAGGAUAGACAUUCAAGGGCUGCCCCAAGCGGAAGUGAUCUCCACAGGGUCCACACCUGCCGUAAUAUAUCGGUCUGGUCCAUGGAAUGGGGCCCAGUUCAACAUCGCUUCCCUGUGGCCGACUGUGGUUUCUAGGCCCAUGAUGGUCUAUAAUGAGGCAGAGGUCUAUUUCUGGUACGACUCUCUAACCAAUGACUACAUUUUUCGGAUCACAUUGGAGCAAUCAGGCUUGCUUCAGCGUCUUGUGGCGAAAAGUGGGAGUACCACGUGGGAUGUCAUGUAUUCAAUUCCUAAUGAUAUAUGCGAUAACUAUGGGAAAUGCGGGCCGAACAGUAUUUGCAUGAUUAGUGAAUCUCCAAUCUGUGAGUGUCUUAAAGGAUUUGAGCCCAGAUCAACUGACCAGUGGCUAGUGUUUAAUUGGUCCGGUGGUUGCAAGAGCAAAGCUGAGAUUAAUUGUUCAACUAGAGAGGGAGAAGGAUUUCUAAGGGUUGAUAAAGUGAAACUGCCCGACUUGUUGGAGUUCUCAUUGCAUGAGAACAUGACCCUCGAAGAGUGCAGAGUCGGGUGCCUGAAGAACUGUUCAUGCACAGCGUAUGCUAACUCGAAAAUUAAAGGAGGGAUUGGGUGCAUAACGUGGUUUGGGGACCUGGUCAAUAUUAGAGACUUGCAAGAAAUUCAGUAUGACCUAGAUAUCUACAUUCGAGUUCCUGCUUCUGAACUAGGUUCGAUCCAAGAUGCUGCCAAGAAGAAGAGGAUAAUAAUUAUAGGAACAGUUUCUUCAGUCAGUUUAGGUUUGAUCGUACUGGCUCUGAUAACUUGGUCUUUGAUUCGCAAACGAAGGAUCACAAGACAAGGUCUGAGAAGCAGGAAUGGUGAUAUCGACCUGCCAUUGCUUGAUUUGGCUACAAUUUCUUUUGCUACUGGUAAUUUCUCUCAGAUAAAUCUGAUUGGUGCCGGCGGCUUUGGACCUGUUUACAAGGGAAAUCUUCCAGAUGGAAAAGAAAUAGCGGUAAAGAGGUUGCUGAGCAGUUCAGGACAAGGGAUUGAGGAGUUCAUGGCCGAAGUAGUUCUGAUAAAGAGACUGCAGCACAGGAACCUCGUCGGGCUUCUGGGCUGCUGCAUAGAGGGAGAAGAAAGACUGCUAGUUUAUGAAUAUAUGCCCAAUAAAAGCCUGGAUCAUUUUAUCUUCGAAAAUGAUAGGAGCUACGUUUUAGAAUGGAAAAGGCGGUUCGACAUUAUUGUUGGAAUUGGCCGUGGACUUCUAUACCUCCACCAGGACUCGAAACUUCAGAUCAUUCACAGAGAUCUAAAAACAAGCAAUAUCUUGUUAGAUGAGAACCUGAAUCCAAAGAUUUCAGACUUUGGCCUUGCGAGGAUCUUUGAAGGCGAUAAGAAAGAAGAAAGAACGAAAAGGGUCAUCGGAACUUAUGGGUAUAUGUCCCCAGAAUAUGCCUUCGAUGGGAAAUUCUCUGUAAAGUCCGAUGUCUACAGCUUUGGCGUUCUCUUGUUAGAGAUAGUAAGCGGAAGAAAGAACAGAGGAUUCUGCCACCCGGAUCACCAUCACAACCUUAUCGGACAUGCAUGGCUGCUAUGGGAUGAAAACAGGCCCUUAGAACUCGUUGACCGAUCUUUGUUCGACUCAUCGAUUGAAUAUCAAAUCAGGAGAUUUAUUCACGUGGGAUUGUUAUGUGUACAAAAAUUCCCUGAAGACAGGCCAACAAUGUCCUUUGUUGUCUCCAUGUUAGAAACCGAAGGAGCGAUCCCAUCCCAACCUAAACAGCCUGGUUUUUUCAUGGAAAGAAGUACAUUGAACUCACAUUCAAGUACAGCUGGUGGAGAAGUCUACACAUGCAAUGCUGUUACGAUCACGAUUCCUGUAGGUCGAUAGAACCAAUCCUUGUGUAUGUUAUACAGCUUAUGGAAUGAUUGUUCAAUAACACAGGAGGGCUCAACUGCAA